Messenger RNA from Xyrauchen texanus (razorback sucker), 2983 nucleotides. Its product is annotated as large neutral amino acids transporter small subunit 3-like. The transcript has 15 exons. NCBI's taxonomy places the organism in Eukaryota, Metazoa, Chordata, Actinopteri, Cypriniformes, Catostomidae. Gene Ontology annotation, biological process: neutral amino acid transport; transmembrane transport. Gene Ontology annotation, molecular function: L-amino acid transmembrane transporter activity; neutral L-amino acid transmembrane transporter activity. The record is from RefSeq and is a predicted model, not a curated record. The coding region runs from base 238 to 1884 and encodes 548 amino acids.
AGCAGUACAUAUUUUGUGGAUGGUGAGGAAGUUGUUCUGUCGUUGUUAAAUGAGGGAGGGUUGCGAGAAGACCCCUUCGGAUCAAAACUCACACAAACAGACGCUAGACUUGAUAAACGCAUUUAUCAAGUCGUUUUGGCGGUUAAAUGAGCUUGAAUAGAGUCUGUGCUUUGUUUUAGCUCCGAGAAAAGCAGAAAUAAACUUGCAUUUGACAUUUGGAAACUACAGGUUACACAAAUGAAGGGGAUGGCUCCUUCUCUUUCGAAGGCGUUCAGGAGGCGAUGGUGGAUGGCUGCCACAGCGGUGUUGGAAAAUCUUUCAUGUUCAGCUGUGCUGUUGGGCUGGGGCUCUCUGCUCAUCAUGCUCAAAAGGGAAGGCUUCUAUUCUCACCUGUGCACAGAAAAUAAGACGGAGAAUGUGAACACUACUGCCCCAGAGGAGUGGCUGAGCUGUGUGGAACAGGAAGAAAUGCUUAACCUGGGCUUCACUAUUGGCUCCUUCCUGCUCAGUGCCGCCACACUGCCAUUGGGCAUUCUCAUGGACCGCUUUGGCCCCAGGCCCCUUCGCCUGAGUGGAAGUGCGUGUUUUGCGCUCUCCUGUGCAAUGAUGUCUGUGUCAGCUUAUCAUCCCAAAAUCCUCUCUGCACUAAUAUUUCUCGCUUUGUCGUUCAACGGUUUUGGGGGGAUCUGCCUGACCUUCACAUCUCUAACGCUGCCGAACAUGUUUGGAAGUCUGAGUUCCACUGUCUUGUCACUGAUGAUCGGCUCGUACGCAUCAUCGGCUGUCACCUUCCCUGGAGUCAAGCUGAUAUAUGAUGCUGGGGUGUCAUUUACAGUUAUCAUGUGGAUGUGGGCGGGCCUUGCAGGUCUGGUUUUCCUCAACUGUUUCCUGAACUGGCCAACAGAGGGGUUUGCAACUCCAGAAGAAAUCGAGAUGGGAAAAAAGCGUUCAAGUGAAAACAACAAAUUGAAUUCGGUUGAAGAAACGACAGAAGAACUGAAAAGCUCAAUAGAUAAACCGCCUACAGUUGCUCGGGAAACACAAUCCUCUGUCCCGUUCCGUUGUUCCGUGUUUUCUCCCAUCUUCCUAUGGAGUUUAAUCACCAUGGGAAUGACUCAGUUGAGAAUCAUCUUCUUUAUGGGAGCCAUGAACAAGAUGCUUGAGUUUUUGGUCACCCAUGGAGAGAAACAUCUCUCUGAAGAACUGGAGCUAGAAGCAGAGGAGAAAGUGAGUUUCUACUCGUCCAUCUUUGGCACGCUGCAGCUCUUGUGUCUGGUCACCUGCCCUCUGAUUGGAUACAUCAUGGACUGGAAGAUGAAGGAGUGUGAAGUGGUGCAGAACACAGUGGCGGGAGAGAAAGACAGAGCUGUCGCCUUGCCAAAGCGUGAUAGAAAGAUUCAGAAACUGACCAAUGCCAUGAGAGCCUUCGUCUUCACAAACAUGCUGCUUGUUCUGUUUGGAAUCCUCUCACUCAUAGACAACCUUCCUCUACAGAUUCUGACGUUUAUUUUGCAUACAAUGGUGCGAGGUUUCAUUCACUCAUGUUGUGGAGGCCUGUAUGCUGCUGUGUACCCAUCCAAACACUUCGGCACUCUUACCGGGCUGCAGUCCAUGAUUAGUGCUGUGGUGGCUCUUUUACAACAGCCCCUCUUUAUGGUUAUGGUGGGACAUCUAAAAGGGGAUGCUUACUGGAUCAACUGGGGACUAUUGAUCCUCUCAUUUUCUGGUUUCCUGUUGCCGGGAUACCUGUUCUACCAUCGUAGACAACUUCUGCAGCAGAGGGCAAAAGGAAAAGCUAAUGGCCACACUUCAGUUGAGAAUCAAGCUCUAAACAAAUCUUUGGCCAACGGACAUGGCAACGGUCAUGUGCCUCAGGAAGCAUAAUUUAAUAAAAAAAUAACACAGGACUGUCACUGGACUUUUCACAUUUCAACAGGAACAUCAGCAAACUCAAUGUUAGAGCUGCUAUUCUCACAUACGCUGCCAUUUCUGACAUUCUCACUGAGCAUUAAACUUCCAUUUUUGUUAUGAGACUUUCAGUUGAUGGUUGGAAUCAGCUGGCAUCAAAUCAGAAUUGCCUUGAUGUCAAUCAACUUUAAACUCAGAAAAAUUCAAAACUUGACAAUCAAAAUUAAGCAAUGCUUCCACAUGAAAUAUAUUUAUUGAGAUGCACACCCACUGGCUGUAACUAAUGGACAGGAACUACCUAACUGACAAUCAAACAGACCAGUGGAUGCAUCUGUUCAGUGUCUGUUCUUCACCAAAGAGAACUGUGUUGAGUAUUCUUUAUCAUAUUGUGUUUUUUAUCUUUUUGACCCAUGAUUUGAAAACUUGAGGAACAAUCAACAAAAUCAUUUCAGCUAAUACCAAAGACACAGAUGGAGGUUUUUACACACUCUACAAACAUAACCUCAACUGUAUUAUAUUUUAAAGUUACAUUUUAAAAGGCCAAAAGAAAAGAUUUUUUUGUGUAUUUGAAGAAUUUUUUUCCAUGUACUCCUUUUCAUUUUAGUCUCAUUUAGGCACUGAAAAGGAAAUGUAUUUUUGUGUUUUUACUGCUGUUACUGUGUUAAUAUCCUAAUCUAAUGUGUACAAGCUUGAAAGUACAUACAGUGGUGUGUGUUCAUAAUAUUUACUUUAUUGCAAUAAGUGAAUGCUUGUGCUGUGUGAUAGCAAGGGCUUUUUAAAGGCUUUGGGUGCUUUCAAGAAGCGAUGACAAACACGUACAGCAUCAGUUUUUUUUCUGCUUUUAGCUUAUUUGUGUGAAACUAGUGCCUUAUUUUAUGAACAAAAUGUCUGAAUGUAAAAUCCCACUGCUUGCAGAAUAUGCAGGAAACCACAGCCAUGUGGUCUUAUUGGAGAUGGGACACAAUAAAGCCAUAGGACUUUUGGAGACACACAUAUGUGACAGGAAUUGAGCAUCCAUGUACGAGUACAAGAAUGUCAGUCUUGAAAUUCAGAAAAAUAAAAGAUGCAUAUACUG